Molecule: messenger RNA, 2226 nt
Organism: Cotesia glomerata
Lineage: Eukaryota; Metazoa; Arthropoda; Insecta; Hymenoptera; Braconidae
Product: aromatic-L-amino-acid decarboxylase-like
Exons: 12
Coding region: 128-1972 (614 amino acids)
Biological process (GO): amino acid metabolic process
Molecular function (GO): carboxy-lyase activity; pyridoxal phosphate binding
Source: RefSeq, a predicted model, not a curated record
UUUAGUCAGAGUCUUGAGUCAGUUCUCUUGGUGUGAGCUUCUAAGCACAGACUUGUCUGCUUUACCUUUUAUUUGUUGAGCUUUCUUUUGUGUCGUAAGCAACAGGAAAAAUAAUAGAUAUCCAAAAAUGGAUAUCAACGAAUUCAGAAUCCGCGGUAAAGAAAUGGUGGAGUACAUUUGUGAUUUUAUGAACAAUAUCCAUACUCGUCGUGUGACUCCUGAUGUUGGUCCGGGUUAUUUACGUCCUUUGUUGCCGUCAGAAGCACCGUAUGAUGGAGAGCCAUGGGCAGAUAUCAUGAGAGAUGUAGAGAGUAAAAUAAUGCCUGGAAUCACUCACUGGCAACAUCCUAGAUUUCACGCUUACUUUCCAGCUGGCAAUUCAUUUCCUUCAAUUUUAGGUGACAUGUUGUCAGACGCUAUUGGUUGUAUUGGUUUUUCUUGGGCGGCAAGUCCAGCUUGUACGGAAUUAGAGACGAUAGUUUGUGAUUGGUUUGGUAAAGCGAUGCAUCUUCCGAAUGAUUUUUUGUAUUUUAGUCCUGGUAGUAGAGGUGGCGGAGUAAUUCAGGGAUCUGCAUCAGAAAGCGUUUUAGUCUGCAUGUUAGCAGCAAGAGCUCAAGCAAUAGCGCGUCUUAAAGAGUCUCCAGCUCACACUCACCUCGAUGAAACAGCUCUUCUAGGAAAAUUGAUGGCCUACUGCAGUCGCGAGUCUCACAGCUGCGUUGAAAAAGACGCGAUGAUUUGUUUUGUUAAAUUAAGGAUCCUUGAGCCGGAUGAGAAGAGUGUAAUGCGCGGCGAAAUUCUCAAACAAGCCAUUGAAGCUGAUGUUGCUGAAGGAUUUGUCCCUUUUUUUGUAUCUACGACACUAGGUACUACUGCUUGUUGCUCCUUUGAUAAUCUUAAAGAAAUCGGACCAGUUUGUCGUCAAUACCCUGGGAUUUGGCUGCACACAGAUGCUGCUUAUGCUGGAAACGCGUUUAUUUGUCCAGAAUUGAGAUAUCUAAUGGCGGGAAUCGAGUACGCAGAUUCAAUAAAUACAAAUACCAACAAAUUUUUGUUAACUAAUUUCGAUUGCUCAUGUCUGUGGGUGAGAGAUCGGUUUAAAUUAACAAGCGCGCUUGUUGUUGAUCCACUGUAUCUUCAACAUACUCAUGCGGAUACUGCUAUUGAUUAUAGACACUGGAGUAUCCCAUUAAGUCGAAGAUUUAGAUCACUGAAACUAUGGUUUGUUCUAAGAAAUUACGGAAUAAGUGGUUUACAAAAUUACAUACGUAAUCAUUGUAAACUAGCUAAACAGUUUGAACAAUUGAUACGCAAGGAUGAUCGUUUUGAAGUCUGCAAUGAAGUUGUGUUAGGACUGGUGUGUUUCCGAGCUAAAGGUUCUGAUAAGUUGAACCAGAAACUGUUGAGCGUAAUCAAUGAUUCAGGAAAAAUUCAUAUGGUACCAGCUAAAGUUAAUCAGAAAUAUACGAUUCGCUUUGCUUUGGCUGCACCUAAUGCAACAUCUGAAGAUGUUGAACACGCAUGGAGUGUGAUAACAGAUUACUUGUCAGAAAUUUUGGAAGGCAAGGAAGUUGUGGACAAACUAGCAGACAUCCGAGAGAAAAAGCGCAAAGCAACUUUGGAGCAGCGAAGAUCAUUUUUUGUUCGCAUGGUCUCUGAUCCAGCGAUUCAGCCAGGGUUUACUAAAACGCCCAACAGACCUGAAGCUAAAUUGGAAACUCAAGCAACCAUUGGUGGACUUGGUUCUAAUCCUCGUACUACAAGUUCGUGGAUUUCAUGGCCACUGGCUUAUUUAAUGUCCCGUGAAUCAACGGACACGAGUGAAUUGUCUUUGAGAUUUCGUCAUUUGGAUACGAUGGUUCGUCUGAAAACGGGAGCAGGAAGCCGACGCGGUAGCAGUAACGGCUGCAGCCCAGAACCAUCUCCAACAGUGUCACCUUCACGAGGAAGAUCACCAAAUGGCCGAACGUAAUUCACCUGAUAAUAAAAUUAUAGAUAAUUGAUUGAUAAAUUAUUAAUAAAAUAUAACGUCGGUGUUAUCAUCUUGGAAGGCGGCUUUAAAUGUUGGUUUAAGCUAUUAAUUGAAAGGGUAAUUGUCAAUGUAAAUGAUACGAUCGAUAAACUGCCUCCAAGUAAUGUCAUAACAUUACUCGAAAGAUGAAAGUAAUUAAUUAUAAUCAUAAUUAAUAUAUUAUUUAUUCAUAAAUUAAUAUCGUUAUUGUUUUA